Molecule: messenger RNA, 4402 nt
Organism: Ornithorhynchus anatinus (platypus)
Lineage: Eukaryota; Metazoa; Chordata; Mammalia; Monotremata; Ornithorhynchidae
Gene: CHST3
Product: carbohydrate sulfotransferase 3
Exons: 3
Coding region: 419-1795 (458 amino acids)
Biological process (GO): carbohydrate metabolic process; N-acetylglucosamine metabolic process
Cellular component (GO): Golgi membrane
Molecular function (GO): chondroitin 6-sulfotransferase activity; N-acetylglucosamine 6-O-sulfotransferase activity
Source: RefSeq, a predicted model, not a curated record
CCUCCUCCUCUUCCUCCUCCUCUAAGCGCUGCGCGGCUCGCAGCCUGCCCGCUGCCCCGCUGAGCCAGGACAUCCCCGGCCCCGGCCGGUCCUUCUCUCCCCCCUUCCCGGGCAGCCCCCUGCCUCCGACACCCCCGGGGUCCGGGCAGGGGGGGCGCAGAAGCCGAGCUGGGGGGGGGGAGGGGGGAGGAGCCACCGCACCCCGACCCGCCGCUCCAUCCCCGGAGGACUUCCUGGAGGAGGCGCCCGCGGCCGGACACAAGUUAAGAAGUCGAUGCCGCCCGCGCCGGAGAGACCCUGGGUCAAGAGUGACAUCCUUCAGUAAAUGACGAGCUAAGUCCUGAGCGAUGCCUUCCCCAUAGCCUCCCGGGGCUCCUCACCUGGGAGGAGCUCUCCGAGGGUCACUCCACCUCUCCCCAUGGACAAAGGACACAGGUGGUCCCGCUAUUUCUGGGAACUUCUCCACUGCAUGAGAAUGAGGAGCAAAUAUGCCAUUCUCCUGGUUGUGGUAGUAGCAUUUGUCAUCAUUGAGAAGGAAAACAACAUCAUAUCAAGAGUCUCGGACAAGCUGAAGCAGGUCCCCCAGCCCCUGGCGGAUGCCAACGGCACCGACCCGGUCCUGGCCCUCCCAGAGAAUGGAUCCCUCCUGUCCCUCAGCGAGCUGGACUCUGCCUUCUCCCAGAUUCAGCAGCAACUCCGCAACGUGAGCCUGCAGCUGGGCGGCGAGGCCGGGGGUCCGACCCCGGGGCCCCGGCGCCACGUGCUCCUCAUGGCCACCACGCGGACGGGCUCCUCCUUCGUGGGCGAGUUCUUCAACCAGCAGGGCAACAUCUUCUACCUCUUCGAGCCGCUGUGGCACAUCGAGCGCACGGUGACCUUCGAGCCCGGAGGCGCCAACGCGGCCGGCUCAGCCCUGGUCUACCGGGACGUCCUGAAGCAGCUGUUCCUCUGCGACCUGUCCGUGCUGGAGCCCUUCAUCGCCCCGCCGCCCGAGGACCACCUGACCCAGUUCCUGUUCCGCCGGGGGUCCAGCCGCUCCCUCUGUGAGGAUCCCGUCUGCACGCCCUUCGUCAAGAAGGUCUUCGAGAAGUACCACUGCAGGGACCGCCGCUGCGGCCCCCUCAACCUGACCCUGGCGGCCGAAGCCUGCCGCCGCAAGGAACACAUGGCGCUCAAGGCCGUGCGCGUCCGACAGCUGGACUUCCUGCGGCCCCUGGUGGAGGACCCCCGCCUGGACCUGCGCAUCAUCCAGCUGGUGCGGGACCCCCGGGCGGUGCUCGCCUCGCGCAUGGUGGCCUUCGCGGGCAAGUACGAGACCUGGAAGAGGUGGGCGGCGGAGGGGGAGGCCCGCCUGCGGGAGGACGAGGUGCAGAGGCUGCGGGGCAACUGCGAGAGCAUCCGGCUUUCGGCCGAGCUGGGCCUGAGCCGGCCGGCCUGGCUACGCGGCCGCUACAUGCUGGUGCGCUACGAGGACGUGGCCCGCCAGCCGCUACAGUGGGUGCGGGAGAUGUACCGCUUUGCCGGAAUCGCCCUCACACCCCAAGUGGAGGACUGGAUCGUGCGGAACACACAGGCCGCCAGGGACGGCAGCGGCAUCUACUCCACCCAGAAGAACUCCUCCGAGCAGUUCGAGAAGUGGCGCUUCGGCAUCCCCUUCAAGCUGGCCCAGGUGGUGCAGAGCGCGUGUGGGCCGGCCAUGCGCCUCUUCGGCUACAAGCUGGCUCUGGCCCCGGCCACCCUCACCAACCGCUCUGUCAGCUUGCUGGAGGAGCGGGGCACCUUCUGGGUUACGUAGUGGAGUGGUGAGGAUGGAUGGAGGGAAGGGGGACAGGGGAGUAGGAAGGAAGGACUGGAGGGGAGACCCCCCAAAGCGAUCCCCUUAAAAAUACAACUCCCCACCAUCCCCCUGACCUCCUCUCUGAGGGUGCGGUAGCCUGGAGACAAGGGAAGAAAAUCCAAACUGCAAGGAUAAGGAGAUAGUGGGUCGCUAGGCAAGAAGAGGUUAGUGCAGGGUGACAUCCUUUUCCUCUAUAGCAGUGUAGCUGGGGUCACACCCGCCCCCGUCCUCCCCCCCCCGACCCCAACACACACAACACACACACACUAGGCUCCCCAGUGUCUUGCAAGGGGACAAAUGUGGCCAUUGCAGACACCAACUUGACAGGGCAGAGUGAGACCCUCCCCCAUCCCUCUCCCCCAACAAAUCAGGGCUGGUGUGGGCCUGCCUAUAACUGUUUCAACUCCACAGGGUCUUCCCCUACUCCCCAAAUCUCUGUGCCUUUCCAAGCUCAUGGUUUUUCUGCACUAAACCUCCCACAAGAAUUCCCUCCCCAACCCUGCUGCCCAAGCUGAACCCUAGAUGACCCAAAGUGGAUGAAAUGCCUGGAAUUGUCCCAUGCUCAUUUGAGACCACCCUGAGGGUCUCUGGAAAGUUGAAUCAGAAGCCAUAAGACAAUCCAACCUCCAGAGAUGACUACCUUUAAUCUGACUGCCUGCCGCCUCCCUCGGUGGCCAACCAACCGAUCCCAGGCUGGUAUCAUAUGGGCCUUUCCCCGAAGCCUCUAGCCUGUGCCAAACCUAGAGAGCAUCUUCCUCCUCCAGAGCCCCCUCAGAUUUGGCUCUGUGAGGAACUUUAGGCAGCUGGGCCCCAGAGAGACAGAUGAAGGCUUCCUCAGUCCAGGAAGAAGCCCACAGGAUCAUCCGGAGAGGACCCCCACCCCGCCCAACACCCCCAUACACACACAGUCCUUCACCCCUGAGACCUAAUCCCAGUCCUUAUCCAUCCUCCUCUCUCCCUCCCCUGCCCCAGGCCCCAUGCUGCAGGCUGGCUGAAUACUAGUUUCUAUGGCAACCUCUUUACUCCCCUCCUUCCAGUGCCUGCUUCCAGCACCUCCAGCAAAACUUCUUUAUGGCUGGAGAAUAAUUUAUGGCAUUUUUUUUCUCUUGUUGUUGUUCUGCUUUUAUCUCAGCAGGAGCCCUGACUCAAAGGGGGGAAGGGGGAGGACUUUAAGGGCAGUGUAUGUGGCCAGAGGCGACCAGCUUGUUCAGGAAAAAGAAGGGGGAGUUAACCCAAGCAGAGCUGCCCUGGGAACCAGAGACAGGGCAGACGGAGGCUGGAAUACACUCUCCUCUGCCUCAGUUUGGGUUCGAUAGAACUAGUUUCAUUCCACCCCCGAAGUACCCCAUCCUUUCCCUUUUUGCCUCCCCAAUUUCCUAGAAAUCUACCCUGGUCUCAAGCUCAGCAGAAAGUCCAAGAAAUUCUUCCUAGCCAGUCCUAGACCCAGAAAAUACCACCCAGGUAUUUAUUCAUUCAUUCAUUUCAAUCAUAUUUAUUGAGCGCUUACUGAGUGCAGAGCAGUGUACUGAGUGCUUGGGAGAAUACAAUAUAACAAUAAACAGACACAUUCCCUACCCACGAGGUACUCACUUGUGUGGGGAAGCAGCAACCCACCAAUGCAGCUGAGAGCAGUUUGUGCAGCAUGCCCAGUAGAGGCCUAAAAUCAGCUGUAACUGUCCUGUUUGACACCCAAGACCCAUGUCCCCCACCUUACCUCCCUUCCUACCUGCCAUCCUCCCCUCCCUCUUCAUCCCCUCCCCCCACACCUGCACGGCAUGAUCUCCAGGCUAGGCCCAGAGCAGAUAAGUUCUUGAUUAGAAACAGUAGUGUCACCUUGAGAGGAAGAGAGAGACAAAGAGUAGGAGGGGAGGUUUAUUUUUGAAGGUACCUGGGUCCUCAUGGAGCUUGCGAGCUGUUACCUGAUGCACUAUAUAAGACUGUAUUUUUUUAAGAAACUGAAGUUCUCUACUACAUUGUUUCCAUUGCAGAUUGACGUUCUUUCAUUUGAGGAUGUCAUGGCACCCCAGAUAUGGGGGGCGUGAAGAGUUGGGCCAGGUUUGUCUAAAGUAUGAAAACUUUCGGUCCAAAGAUGUAAGUCAUUGAGCCGGGAAGCUUGCCUGUAUUUGCUCCCCACGUCCAAGAUUCAGGGGUCGUCUCGGAGUCGUGUCUGGCAGGCCCAGGAAUGCUCGAACUCAAAAGGGAAAUGGUGCCCCUUGAGGAAUUCUUCCCCAGGAGAUGCCCGGGCUAUAGCAGCUCCAGCCAGCACCAUUCUGACCAUGGCACCAAGGGGUGGCAGGCUGGUCCCUGGCCCCUUUUUCCCUCUUUUGCUGUUGCCUACUUUCUCCAUGGAUACAGUUUAUGUGUCUGCUUCUAGAAGUCCCAAGGGCUGUAGCCCCUUCCUUGGGCCUUUUGGAGAAGUAAUGUUACCUCUUAAAAAAAAUUGUAAAUGAGGGGAAUUAACUUAUUUAUUUUAUGAAGAGAAAAUUUUUAUUUGCAGGGAUUCAAAGCUGUACCAAAAACAAAGACGUGAAAAAAGAGGUAAAAAUAAAAGCAAAGCCAAUAAUU